AUGUUAGGCCAACUCCUGGUUGCUGCCCUGGCGGCAGGCAAUGCCCUUGCCGCGCCGACAGCAGUUGAGAAACGCCAGACCUCCAACAAAUGCACCAACCCCCGGAUCCGAAAAGCAUGGCACAAGCUCACCGACACAGAGAAGCAAACCUACCUCGACGCCGAGCUCUGCCUCAUGAACCACCCCGCCACUCUCGGCCUGCGCGGCGCAAAGACCAAGUACGACGAGUUGACUUCUGUGCACAUUCUCGAGUCUGAAAUCUCCCAUUUUGUUGGCGCCUUCCUCCCCUUCCAUCGCCUCUACAUCCACGCCCACGACGUCACCCUCCGCUCGCUAUGCAACUACACCGGCCCCCACCCCUACUGGGACGAAACCCACGACUACACCUCCUUCACAACCUCGGACAUGUUCUCCACCACCUCCCCCUCCUUCGGCGGCAACGGCGUCGGCGCCACCCAGUGCAUCGAGACGGGGCCCUUUGCGGACUACCGCUCCGUUUUGGGUCCUGGGUUCAGGAUCUCGCCGGAUAAUCCAAAGUGUAUCACCCGUAACAUCAACAACUUUGCCGCCAGCGGUGCCUCACCGGAGAUUGUAGCCGGGUGUUUGGGACAGGAGGACUGGUUGUCUUUCUGGGCUUGCGCCGAGGGUAGACCUCACGGGGCGGGACACGGCGGGGUGGGGGCCGAGAUGGGCAAUCCGAUCAGUAGCCCUAGCGAUCCGACCUUUUGGAUGCAUCAUGCUUGGUUGGAUCGGCUGUGGGCGCAGUGGCAGGAUUUGAGGCCGGAGGUUAGGCUGGGGGAGAUGGGGGGGAAUAAUAGGAUGAGGAAUGGGUUUGGGGCCGGGCCGCCUAAUGGUGGGUUCCCUGGGGGAGGUGAGGGUGGUGGUGGUGGGUUUCCUGGGUUCCCGCCUGGGAAUGGGACUUUCCCUGGGUUUCCCGGGGGUGGUGGUGGGUUUGGAGGGGGCCCAGGGUUUGGGAACCCGGAGGAUCUGACCAGGCCGGAGGAUGUACCGGAGGCGAUUGUGGAGGGUGAUAAUGGGGGGAAUGUGACGACGCUGGGACACGUGCUGCAUAUGCAUGGGCUUAUUCCGGAUGCUACGAUUGCUGAUGUGAUGGAUACCAGGGGGGAGCUGUUGUGCUUUGAGUAUGAUUGAUAAAGCUGGCUGCAGUUUCCAUAGCACUCCUCGAGACAACCCGUUCAAUAUGGUGAGAGUCUACAACAUUACGCUCUGCCAACAGGAUAAGAGUAUUUGAUUUAUUUAUGUACACAAGAUACAGAUUGAAGAUCUAACAGGCGUCCGUCAUAAUGGGAUGGAUUGGAAUCCUGGCCUCGACCUCGGCAGGCUCGUGUUUGCAAUCCGAGGAAAAGAUUCAUCAGUAGACCGAUGCCUUCGAUUUGUCCGCCCCUGACCAUAUGGAACGAGCUCCCUACCCUUGGCCCCCUGGUCUCCCUUCGGCCUAUUCUCGACAACCUCCAACUGUAAGGAUCGACCUAUUUUUGUCCUCCCAAAGAAAUCUAGUGCUUUACUAGGUAGACUGGCGGUAACGGUGAAUUGCCUUCUGUCGAUCACCACCUGAGUUUGAUUUGAUGCUUCAAGUACUUGAGGGUGGUCCAAACCCAAGUCUUCCCAGUGCAGCAUAUCCCCAGGGGCUCGACGACGAAAUAUGUAUGCUGUAGCAGCGGUAUGCUUCGCAGUCUCCAGAAUGUAGAUCCGUACCUGGUCCUCCCCCUCCCGCCGAUACAGCACAGUGAAGCGGGUGCGCUUUCCUCCAACAUCACCCUCAAGAAGAAAGGCACCGACAAGAUAUGUUGGAAGAUGGAACUGAAUCAUGUCCUGAUCGUCCCAAUAACCUGACGGGAUGGUGUGUUUCAUGCUCCACUCGGGAAUCGAGACCUCAGUGCAGCGUUUGCGAAAUGCCAAUAGUGUAUCAUUAUCGAGUGGUCGCGUAUCGGUCACGAAAUGGCAGGUGGCUAUAUCCGUUUUCAAAAGAGACUUGUUUUCUGUCCCGCUGAUCAUCUUGAGCGGCCGUGAUUUUCGAAGGAAUAGAGAUUCUCCGAUCUUUCUCAGCUGGAUCCCCAAAUACGCCCCAGAGCCACGAGACAGGAAUCCAACCAUGAAAACGUAUUCUCUCUUGAGACUUUCGUUUGCGCCCGCUGGUUGAUCGCUCUUCAGGGGCAUUCGAUGAAAAAAUAUGUCUUGCAGUUGUAUGC
Podospora pseudopauciseta is the source of this 2210-nucleotide messenger RNA. RefSeq lists its product as uncharacterized. Lineage: Eukaryota; Fungi; Ascomycota; Sordariomycetes; Sordariales; Podosporaceae. The record is from RefSeq and is a predicted model, not a curated record. The transcript is spliced from 3 exons. Gene Ontology annotation, molecular function: oxidoreductase activity. Bases 1 to 1152 code for a protein of 383 amino acids.